This is a messenger RNA of Paracoccidioides brasiliensis Pb18, 5007 nucleotides long. RefSeq names its product STE/STE11/BCK1 protein kinase. The transcript is spliced from 2 exons. The record is from RefSeq and is a predicted model, not a curated record. The coding region runs from base 1 to 5007 and encodes 1668 amino acids. Gene Ontology annotation, molecular function: ATP binding; protein kinase activity. Gene Ontology annotation, biological process: protein phosphorylation.
AUGGAUGGACAACGGCAACAGUAUAUACCUGCUCCGCCGCAUCACAUCUCGCAGUCUGGCUCCCAGACGCAUAUGAUGUCUUUCCCGCCACCUCCUCCCCGAAUCGCCCAUGCAGCUCACGGUCUAGUUCCACCCCCUCCACCAGGUCCUCCGCCUGGUUCAACAUAUGGGAUCCAACAGGGAUGGCAACAAGGGUGGGGAAGGCAUCAGGCAAUGGCACAGCCUUUUCCCCCUCCCCCUCCCCCUCUGCUCAACCCCAACCAAGCUCAAAACCCACAUCUAGCGUACAGCGUUACUCGUUCCCGUCAGCCUGCCCCUUUAUCUAUACCUUCUCGGUCGAUAUCUAAUGAGAUACAGCCUCUCACAUCCGCAACAUAUAUUCCUGGUGGUGAAUCAUUUGGUCCCGGAGUUGGCAUCCCUCCCCUUUUCACCCAUGACCUUCAGGAGCAAUACGGAUGUCCUCCUGAACAGUACCAAUAUUCCAUUGAAUCGGACAGUAUGAGACAUGUUUCCAACCCAACGAAUAGUGAUGGAGCUAUGCAACAUAACACGGGGAAUCGAUCACAUCAAUUAACCCUUCCGUUGCGCGACCCUAAGGACGUAAUAUCUCCAGGACCGCCAACUGCGACUUUGCAAAAUCCGCAACCCCACAAUUCCGCCCAGGUAAAUGAGUCCUUUGUGGGUGGUAUGACGGCUCAGGAAGCCGAUGAACGUUGGCCUCUCGAUCGUGUUUUGCUGUGGCUUGCCCAAAACGGAUUCUCUAACGAUUGGCAGGAAACCUUUCGCGUACUAGAGCUAUGCGGUGCUAGUUUCGUGGAGCUUGGUAGUCGUGCUAAUGGCAGAAGAGAUCUGAGUAAGAUGCACAAGGUGGUUUAUCCUCAGCUCACAAAGGAGUGCAUCAAGAGUGGCACUGGAUGGGAUAAGGCAAGGGAACUGGAGGAGGGAAAGCGAAUGCGGAAUUUGAUACGGAGGAUUGCUGAUCAGGGAACCUCGGACAAUGCAACCCUGGGGACGAGAUAUUACGAGAAUUCAAUGUUGCCAAGUGCGUCCACAGAUGGAGGGUUGGAAAAUUCACCCAAUUUGGGGCGGGAUUCGUUCCCAAGUCACAUUACUGGAACUGCUGAUAGUAGCCCUUGUCAACAAUAUACUGCCAAAGCAACACCUCUCAAUGUGACUCAGAAGCAAUAUUCCUGCCAUCGGACUGAAUCAGGAACUCCGGAUGCUCGGUCAGACUUCUCUCGAAGCGUUUUUGGAAUGCUGGAUGGGCGCCGUGGCCACAGCCCGUCUGCCUCAAGUGAUAAUGGAAUUCUCGCCGUUUCAGAGGAGCACCCUCAAAGUGGCAGUCCUGCCCCUAAUUACGUCGCAAUGGCACACCAAGAAUAUGUCCCAUACUCUGUGGAAGCGAACGGAAGAUCUGAUAAACGACACAGUUCUGAUUCCAUGUUGAGCCGCGGCUUCUCGUCCCAGGGCUUUUUUGGAGGCCAAGGAGGUGGUAGGCAGCCGGACCCCAAGAAAAAUGGGCAAGGCCCAUCACCACAGGAUCAAGGCUUACGCCAAGGAACAGGUGAAUCGUAUCCCAAGGAGCACGGUAAGGGAUUCUUCCACAAACUGAAAUGGAAAAAGGGUCCUGAUUCCAUGCAUCCUUCCCCUGAGGAAAUAAAUGCCGACUCGCCUACAAGUCCGGUGGGCAUGCGCCAGGGACCCCCUCCAACAUCGGUUUUUGCUAGGCCUGGAUUCGAUAGUGGUGACAUGUCCCUUGGAGAACGGCCCCCCUCUUCUUUCUCAGAUUAUGAGAAAGUCCAGCCACCACGAUCCAGGAAUCCCACAAGUAGCGCACCACUAAAGAGAUAUGCUCUGGCCACACCUGAUGGGUGGAAUUAUCGGUUGAUAGACGUGACGGAUGUGGAUGCAGCAGAUGCACUGCGCAUUACUAUAUGUAAUAGCCUGGGCAUCAAGGAUCCGGGAAGUGCACUGAUCUAUCUUACGGAGCCUGGCCAAAUUACACACGAGGAUCCGUUGAGUGAUACAAUGCUGGUCGUAAAUCGCCGGACAAAAUCAGAUCCCCAUGGGACUUUGAAAUUUUUCGUUCACCUCGCCCAUCCAUCUCCGCCACCUGCACCAGCACCACAAGCCACCGGUUUGGGUCUGUCAUUUGCUGAGCGGCGAUCCAGGAAUCCAGUAGACGAUGAUGCUCGACACCAUGUAUGGGGUGUAUCGUCUAGACCUCAACCGCAAGCGAUAAAAUUUGAUGCGGACAAACCACCUCCAUAUGAUCAACAAGCUCAACCUUGGAAUUUUGUUAGUGAUAAUAAGCAUGCCAGUGAACAGGAUAUCGAUGGUAUAGAAGCGGCAAUAUAUGCUGCGCAUGAAGAGUACAGGCGGGAAGCUGAGCGAAAGCAGAAGGCUUAUCUUCAAUCAAAACAGGAAAGUCAGCAGCAGCUGAAGGAGGUGUCUAAAGUCUCUAUAAGGCGGGAUGGUGUGAUAGAUUUCGAUUCCCCUCGACUUUCUCCAUAUGAAGAUAAGAAGGCCGAUAGCCUCGUUCCACUACGGAAACCCCCUUCAGCGCCAUCGGAGUCAAGUACGCUCAGCAAAGUCAACUCUUUGAGCAGGAAACUAGGGGGUAGACCACGCAAGAACUCUGCUCACAAGCGCAGCCCUUCAGAUCAAAUAUUCGAACAAUGGGGAGAAAAGCAACGGACUUCAAGUCCCGCGCUACCAUCACCUGGCCUGGCUGACGGUCUUGGAGUUGCAUUAGCGGGCAUUGGGAAAGUAUCAAGUGCUAUCGGAAAACCAUUUCCUAACCAAACUAUGACUUCUACACGUUCUCCUCUUUCUUCUUCAGAACCGGUUUCUGGGAAGGGUUGCUCACUGCAGUCCGUUGAUUUCAAUAAUGCUAGGGGACGACGAGCUAGUCCAACAAGUUCCUCUCCUAAGGUGCCCAUGUAUACUCGCGGGAAGGGAAAUACUGUAUUCAGAGUACCGUUUUACGACUGGGAUGGGAGUACCAAAUGCCCCGCUGCUCCGCCUGAAGAAACAAAGUCAGCUGUUCCCACGCUGGAAUCUGAUUGUUCACAUUCCAUCAGCCCUGCGUCCGCACUUCCCGAUACACAAUCGCAACAAAAACAACGGAACCGAAAGUCAAUUGGUCCUGACUUUGAUUUCCAGGAGACGGAAGUUUCGUUCUCCAGAGUUCCUGUGCAUGUAGAAGAUUCGGAUGAGGAUUCAGAUGAAGGCCUGUUUGCGAUACCAUUAGCUGGCGCGAAGGGUGGGGUGCAGCCAAAGAAAAAUAAAGCACCGAUGAAGAACAUUAAUGGUGGUCAGGGUCGUUCCGCUAAACCUGCUCUGACCGUCAAUACUGGAUCACGGGCAGCCAAGGGAAUGUCCGUGAGCUUCAAAUCACCAAGUACGGUAGAACCUUCGAAUACACCGUCAACCCGAAGCACGGACAAUGAGAUUGGUGGAGAACAAAGCUUCAAUGAAUCCGCGAAUGAUGACAAUAGCUCGUCAAAAUCGCCGGAAACCAGCAGGGACAGCCGUCGCCAUUCAAUAAUCAGGGAUGACAUUUGGGCUAGCAGACCUCCGGUUGAUGGUAUGAUUGAUCAUCUAGAUGAUUUCUUCCCAGACGUUGAUCUGGAUGAACCAUACGUGGAAGGGAGCUUGAUGUCUCCACCAAUGUCACCCGUGGGGGGACCAGGAUCGAGCCUUGGCGCAGAGCUGUCCGAUAACCAAACCUUGCGAAACCGUGCUGCCCAUGGCACUUUGAAUUCUCUAAUGUCACAUGACAGCAUGGACACGCUGGGCUCAGAUGAAUCUACAUUGAAAGCUAAAGGGAUAAUGAAUAACGUUGCGCAGCGGAAUAUCAAUCGAUCUCAAGGCGGUGGGCUAACGCGUAUGAAAUCCAUCCGUGAGGUUGCAAAGGGGGCGCAUCAGAUUCAUAGAAAUCAGAGCAUAACGGCUUCCAAUGCUAAAUCGGGCGCUCUACUUCGACGGAAAAGUACUAAGAUGUUCGGUGCGAAGAUUUUACAGGUUAAGCCGGGCAGUCGGCUGAGUGAGCAUCCGAUUCCCAUGCCGCAGAAUGUUGGGGCUGGGUCGCAGAGUAAAGUGCCACAGAGGCAGGCUACAUUCCGAAUCAUUCGAGGUCAACUUAUAGGCAAGGGUACGUAUGGAAGGGUUUACCUCGGCAUUAAUGCUGAUAAUGGUGAGAUCCUGGCCGUGAAACAGGUGGAAGUGAGUCCGAAGGCUGCAGGCCAAGACAAGGAUAAAAUGAAAGAGAUGGUCUCGGCACUCAACCAAGAGAUCGACACGAUGCAACAUCUCGAACACCCCAAUAUUGUGCAGUAUCUUGGCUGCGAGCGCGGUGAGCUGUCCAUUUCCAUCUACCUCGAAUAUAUCCCUGGUGGCUCCAUCGGCAGUUGUCUGCGUAAACACGGCAAAUUCGAAGAAAGCGUCGUUAAGUCCCUUACGCGUCAGGUUUUAAGCGGGCUGGCAUACCUGCACGACCAAGGCAUCUUACACCGCGACCUGAAAGCGGACAACAUCCUUCUAGACUUGGACGGGACCUGCAAGAUCUCCGAUUUUGGCAUCUCCAAGAAAACGGACAAUAUUUACGGCAAUGACGUGACGAAUUCAAUGCAGGGUUCUGUGUUCUGGAUGGCACCGGAAGUUGUCCAGUCACAGGGACAAGGUUACAGUGCCAAAGUGGACAUUUGGUCACUUGGCUGCGUGGUGCUGGAGAUGUUUGCGGGCCGACGACCGUGGAGUAAAGAGGAGGCCAUCGGGGCGAUUUUCAAGUUGGGGAGUUUGAACCAGGCUCCGCCGAUUCCUGAUGAUGUGUCUGUGGCUAUCACACCGGAAGCGUUGGCUUUCAUGUAUGAUUGUUUCACGAUUGACACCUUCGAACGACCAACUGCAGAGACUUUGCUGUCUCAGCAUCCCUUUUGCAAAGCUGAUCCACUCUACAAUUUCUUGGAUACCGAGCUGCAUGCGAAGAUUCGCCAUGUUCUCUGA